CUCAAUCCGCCUGCCGUUGGGUACUUAAACAAGUGCGCACGCGAAAAAGCGUGUGUAAAGAAGUUAGACAGAGAGAGAGAAACAGAUCAGGACAGCGAAAAUGCAGAUCAUCCCUACACUCACGGUGUUGUUCUUGUCGGUAGCAGUGACCCAGGCAGGGAUAGUAAACCGAAUACUGCAGUACAUUCCCUCCCUAGGGCUAGGUGGCGGCAAUGAGCAGGAAGUCUCCUUCUGCAACGGGUACGACUGUCCCAAAUUUGAGAAGUUGGAGAAACACGAUGUAUACGAAGUGCGAAAAUACGUUCCCACUACCUGGGUCGUUACAACAAAAUCUGAUUCUGGCUCCUCGACAUUCAUGAAACUGUUCUAUUAUAUCCAGGGAAGCAAUGCUGAAAGUAAGAAAAUCGCCAUGACAGUUCCCGUGAUUGGGAAUGUAACUCAUGGCGAGGGCAGGACAACAAUGGGUUUCUAUCUCCCUCCUAAAGUUGGCGUCCCACCUGCACCCACGGACGCCACCGUCUUCAUCCGCAGGCUGCCUGAACUGACGGCUUAUGUGAUUGAAUUUGGUGGUUACGCGAAUGCGGAAAAGAACGAAGCCAAAGCCAAUGAGCUACGCACAGCACUUAACGAGGCGAACGUCCAGUAUGAAAAAGACUAUUACUUUACUGCAGGGUAUGACAGCCCUAUGAAGUUCUGGAACCGCCACAAUGAAGUGUGGUUCAUUGCUAAAUAAAGCACCAAAUCAUGUAGAAUUAUGUGUCUACUCUCUGUUGACUGACGUGUAUGUACUGUAUACAGCCUUAAUUGUGAUUCUGUCAUUCAAAAAAAAAAUUAAUAAACAAAUAAAAUAAAUGAAAAUAACAAGAA
Molecule: messenger RNA, 867 nt
Organism: Lingula anatina
Lineage: Eukaryota; Metazoa; Brachiopoda; Lingulata; Lingulida; Lingulidae
Product: heme-binding protein 2
Source: RefSeq, a predicted model, not a curated record